CGGUUUCCGGCUUCCGGCCGAGAGGGUGGAACCCGCAGCCGUCAUGGCAGCUGAAGAGAAGGACCCGUUGAGCUACUUCGCGGCUUACGGGAGCAGCAGCUCCGACUCGUCGGACGAGGAGAACAGCGAGCCGGAAGACGCGGGUCGCAAGGAGGCGGCCCCGGCUCCGACGACCGGCGGCCGCGGGAAGCAAGCGGAGAAGCGGCUGCCGGGCCCCGACGAGCUGUUCCGCAGCGUGACCCGCCCGGCCUUCCUCUACAACCCGCUCAACAAGCAGAUCGACUGGGAGCGGCAUGUGGUGAAGGCGCCGGAGGAGCCUCCAAAGGAAUUCAAAAUCUGGAAGUCCAACUGCGUACCGCCCCCAGAGACCUACACUGCUGAGAAGAAGCCGCCGCCGCCGGAGCUGGACAUGGCAAUAAAAUGGUCGAACAUCUAUGAAGACAAUGGUGAUGAUGCCCCACAGAAUGCUAAGAAAGCCAGGCUUCUGCCGGAAGGGGAGGAGACGGUGGAAUCAGACGAUGACAGAGACGAGCGUGCAUCCAAGACCCGCAGAGUGGAGCCGGGAGAGGCAGCCAAGAAGAAGUAGAGAACGGUGGCUCCUGAGAUGUGCCGUUGGGCGGAGUGUUUGCUUUUGUGCGUUACUAUGACAGACAUCUCCAUGAACGUAUUUAUGUUGAUGAACUAACGAGUAUCGUCUCAAGACUUUCCACUGUAGAAUUCACUUUUUUAUUUAAAACCUGUAUGUAUUUACAACUCUAAUGGUGACCUGUGAUUGUGAACUGACAGUACUUGGAAGCAUUCUGGCUAUCACAAAAUUGGUGACAGGCUUUGAGAGUUUGUCACAUGGACAUGCCAAUGUUCUAUGAACCUUUUAUAAAGGAUUAUAUUUUUAAAGUAAAUAUAUUGUAUUGUACUGUGAACUUGUGGGUGCUUUUCAUUAGUGUCUGUACAGUGUAAAUAGAUGAUCAUGGAAAUAAAAUUACUUAUUCAGCAUUGCUGUUAACUGAAUGCCAGUAACCAGUAUUUGUGACAAGCGACCUGCUUGCCCUGUGACAUUUUAAUUCACAGUGGUGAUAGGCUGUAGGGAGAGCCUCCCAUGUUCAGGUGCCUUGUGCAUUCUUCUCUCCAACCAUCCUGUAAAGAAAGUAGACAUUCGAGUCCUCAGUGUGUGAUGAGAGCUUGAGGAGCUGGGCAGAGGGAUACGCAGCAGUGAGUGAAGACAGCAGUCCCUCUGGCCGGACCCCAGAAUCGGAUCAAACACCUGUCCACUCAUCAGACUUCAGUCAUUUUCCAGGAACGUCGUCUCUCCCGUGUGCACUUCUGUAGGGGAGCUCUCCUCAUACCCUGAUUAUGCGGCUGCACUUGUAUCUGCCUUACAAUGUGCUUAGUCACUUCUUCCUUAAAUAUACGGGAGGCAGACCAGGCUAUGAAAGAUGACCAGAAUCAGCAAAGAGCAUAAGGCAUCCAGUUAGGUUUGAGUCUGUGUGAGUAUAUGUGAUAUAAGAGACACAUUAAAAACCAUUGCAAUUCCAAUUUAA
Molecule: messenger RNA, 1538 nt
Organism: Rattus rattus (black rat)
Lineage: Eukaryota; Metazoa; Chordata; Mammalia; Rodentia; Muridae
Gene: C3H1orf52
Product: chromosome 3 C1orf52 homolog
Exons: 3
Coding region: 44-586 (180 amino acids)
Source: RefSeq, a predicted model, not a curated record